Messenger RNA from Myotis myotis, 1701 nucleotides. RefSeq names its product tripartite motif-containing protein 5-like. The transcript is spliced from 7 exons. Bases 61 to 1575 code for a protein of 504 amino acids. Gene Ontology annotation, molecular function: zinc ion binding; protein binding. The record is from RefSeq and is a predicted model, not a curated record. NCBI's taxonomy places the organism in Eukaryota, Metazoa, Chordata, Mammalia, Chiroptera, Vespertilionidae.
GAGGUCGGUGAGCAACAGAAACCUCAGAUCAGGAGAGAUAGGAGCAGGAGAGCAGCUGCGAUGGCUUCAGGAAUCCUGGUGAACAUAAAGGAGGAGGUAACAUGCCCCAUCUGCCUGGAGCUCCUAACAGAACCCAUGAGCCUGGACUGUGGGCACACAUUUUGCCAAGCCUGCAUCACUGCAAACAACAGGGACUCCAUGAUUGGCCAAGGAGAGAGCAGCUGCCCUGUGUGCAGGAUCACUUACCAGCCUGAGAACCUGCGUCCCAAUCGACAUGUGGCCAACAUUGUGGAGGUGCUUAGGGAGGUCAAGUUGAGCCCACAGGAGGAGCAAAGGACAGAUCUCUGUGUGCGCCAUGGAGAGAAACUCCUGCUCUUCUGCCAGGAAGAUAAGAAGAUCAUUUGCUGGCUUUGUGAGCGGUCUCGAGAGCACCGUGGUCACCACACCUUCCUCAUGGAGGAGAUUGCCCAGGAGUACAAGGAAAAGAUCCAAGCAGCUUUGGAAAGGCUGAGGGCAGAGCAGAAGGAAGCUGAAAAAUUGGAUGAUAACCUUGAAGAAGAGAGAACUUCCAAGAAGGAUAAAAUAGAAAAUGACUUGAAAAGUGUCCAGGAUUAUUUUAAACAACUGAGAGGUAUCCUGGCCAGUGAGGAGCAAAAGGAGCAGCAAAGGCUGGAGAAGGAGGCGGCACAGAAUCUCGAUGACCUGGCUCAGGCAGAGAGUGAGCUGGCCCAGCAGAAGAAGUUGUUGAGAGAUCUUAUCUCAAAUCUGGAGCAUCUGUUGCAGGGGUCAACAGUAGAGUUGCUGCAGGAUGUGAAAGACACUAUGGAAAGGAGUAAGACCUUCACUGUGAAGAAGCCAAGAACUCUCCCCACGAAGCAAAGGACAGUGUUUCAAGCUCCUGACCUGAGAGGGGUGCUGGAAGCCUUUACUGAACUGACAGAUGUGCGACGCUCCUGGGUACACGUGACCCUGGAUCCUCCCACGGAUAAAUCAGAUAUUGUCAUUUCUGCAGAUAGGAGACAAGUGAAACCUGCCUUUUAUUUGAGAACACAUUAUUUGUAUCAGAAAGGUUAUUAUGAGGAUUAUGGUGUCCUGGGGUCACCUCCUAUCACAUCAGGAAAACAUUACUGGGAGGCAGAUGUGUCAGAUAAAUAUGCCUGGGUUUUGGGGAUGUAUUGUGAAAAAUGUCCUGACUCCAAUAUGAUGGAUUUUGUAAAACAAGACAAAAAACAUAUUAUCGUAAAACACGGUAAAAAACAUCUGCAUGUUUGCUCUAAAUAUCAACCUAAAUAUGGCUACUGGGUUAUAGGGCUACAGAACCACUCUGAAUAUAAGGCUUUUGUGGAUUCUGCCUCCUGUGACUCCACGACCUUAACCCUGUACCUGGGUGUUCCUCCCCGUCGUGUUGGGGUUUUCCUAGACUAUGAUGCUGGCACUGUCUCAUUUUUUAAUGUCACUAACCAUGGGCUUCUCAUAUAUAAAUUCACUUCAUGUUCCUUUUCUCAGAAAAUGUUUCCGUAUUUCAAUCCUAUGAAAUGCACUGCCCCCAUGACACUGUGUUCUCCAGGCUCUUAAACCUCUUACACCCUCACCCACUUCUCUGGAGUGUCUCUUGCCUUGGGUGCAUCUAAUGAGUUGAGCUUAACAUUCUCACCAUCUUUUCCAUUCUCUCUCUUUUUUUUUUCAAUUUGAACACCCUUC